Messenger RNA from Cadophora gregata, 6568 nucleotides. RefSeq lists its product as uncharacterized. The record is from RefSeq and is a predicted model, not a curated record. The coding region runs from base 1193 to 4288 and encodes 1031 amino acids. The transcript is spliced from 17 exons. NCBI's taxonomy places the organism in Eukaryota, Fungi, Ascomycota, Leotiomycetes, Helotiales, Ploettnerulaceae.
CAGCCAUCACCCAUCGGUCACCUCCUCGGUGCUCCCGCAUCAUCUGCAGCUGCAGCUGCAUCCCUCAUGCAUGGCGAACCUCUCCAAUCCUGUGCCUGCCACUAAGAGUCCCAACUCACCAACCAACCAAGUGAUCCUCAGUUGGCUCCAUGCCUAUCAUUUGCUUUUCUUCCCCCACUCCAUGGACUGGCCAAGUCCGGUGGCCCAAUUCAAGCAGAUCGCCUCUGACAACCCAGUUCUUCCGAGGACGUGGGCCUAAACGGAUCGUGAACUGUCGUGGCGAACCAACGGGACAAUAUGGUCCACUCGUAAGGGUUGCAAGCAAUGUAACACUAUUGUUGAGCGGCGAAUGCGAACAACUGUCAUUGCUUCUGGGAGCGACAUAUCACCCCCGCACUAGGAAGCUAUGCUCCAUCCCGUACCGCAAGCCUACCCACUCUUGGAAUCGGAUCACAGAGCCUCGAGACAGAUGUCUUUCUCAGGCACAGGAUCUUGCAUCGACAUCUCGUUGGGUGGGUUCGGGAGCGGCGUGCAACGUACCAUCGUGCGUUGUCUUCGGGAUGAGAUUGAGGCUCACUCAUGAAGUUUGUGUCUAGACUCAUUCUGCCGGCCCUCUUACGCCGAUACGGGCAUUAUCCUCAGUUCCUUCUUGGCUGGACCGACCAGGGUUAAACCCUGAUCAUGCAAGCCGCUGUCACUUACCUCAUCGCAAGGAGCUCUGAACCUCAAGGUAUCCUGGUAUCUAGAUUUCCAUCUGUCGAGAUAUGCCGGAAAGAAUUUCUGAGGCUGGGGUCCCAUAGCUGUUUUCUUCUUUGAGCUGUUGGUUGAAAGUACUAGCAUUCGUUGCCUCUUCUUAUUUCUUUGUCUCUCCUCGUUCCUCGAACCUUUGGGUCGAUGUCUGCAUGCCAUCGGAAAACUUAAAAGAACCUUGAAAGUCCCAAGGAUCAGGAUCGUGCGACUUUGACUGCUGAUUGGACGCCUGCUUCUCGUGUGGAGUACUCGGAACCUCAGCCUUGGGCUGACCGUAUAAACUCCAGCGCAGAACUCCAGGCACACCACCAGCUCAAAACCAUAGUCAAUCGUUCUUCGUUCUAAAGAGACGCAGGUAGCCGUCUUCUGCCACGCUCGCUCAUCGUGGAUCAGCAAUUUGCUGCCAUUGACACAAUCUUUUCGACUACUUGCAACAAUUGCGAUGGUUCUUGGACGGACUUUGUGGGCAGUGGUGGGGUUGAUUGGGGUAGCUCGAGCUCAAUACGCAAAUACCACUGAUAUCCCUUCACCAAUCGACGAGGCAGCAGACCGGAGAACGCAUCCUAAGCCGACCUCGAAAGCAGAAACAUGUAAAGCAUCAACUGUAACAGUGCCAGGCGGGUGCUAUCCGAUGACUACUACUGUCACGGUCCCCGCCUCAUACUGCCAUCCCACCACGGUUACUUGCUAUGUUACCGUGACACCUUCAGCGUCUACAAGUACAAAAACCACAACAGUCUAUAUUUCUACCACCCAAACCAAAGACCAGACCUCAACGGUCACUCAAAUAUCAAAGUCGGACGUCUAUAUUACCCAGAAAACAACUGAGAAGGAGACGAAGACGGAGAAACAAACAUCAUAUACCACAGCGACAGAGGAGACGACUACCACCACGACAACUACGGCGAUAUCACUCACGACCAAGUUGAUCACGACAUCUUACCCUUACAAUGUCACAAUUACGAAUUCUUAUGGUUACCCGGUUGUCACAACACUAUGGAAGACGACAACUUCUACAGUGACUUCCAAAAUUCCAACCACGGUUCCGACGACAAUCACGAAGACUACGAGCGUCCUCGUUCCGACCACUUACACGACGACGAGAAAUAUUACCUACACAACAUCCUAUCCGUAUACAGUCAUCAGCGAUCAUACGAUCUGGAAGACCUCCACAAGGACCACGGUUACUACGUACAAGACUACAAGUACUCGCACAGUUCCCACCAUAGUUCCAACGACUACCACUGCGACCAAGACCUCCACGACCACGUCUGUUUCAACUUACUUCACGACACUGACUGAGUCCACGUCGUACCCGGUGACGGUAAUCAGCGAUCACACAACCACGUCGACAGUAUACAGCUUCAGCACAUAUACGACGGUCUCUACUUCGUUGACUACCCGCACUUCUAGGAUCACGGAUACCACCACUGCUACAGCUACAGAGACAUCCGAAGUCACAGACACCACAACAGCAACAGACACGUCAUUCAUUACGGACACGACUACGGCUACGGAUACAUCAUUUAUUACGGACUCCACAACAACGACAACCACAAGCAUUUCCACUCUACUCCUAACUACGACAACGACCUUACCUGCUUCCACUGUCACUUCGUCAAUCUCAGGAUCUUUGACCACGAUUGUUAUUCCACCGAUCACCGAGACGACCACAUCAACCUCGUUAAUCACUCUUCCUGGCCAGGUAACCACGCUACCAGGGGAGGUAACUACACUUCCUGGAGAAAUAACGACACUCCCUGGCGAGGUAACUACACUUCCUGGUGUCAUUACAACAAUUACACUUCCAGGUGAGGUGACGACACUUCCAGGAGAUGUCACAACACUGCCAGGCGUCAUUACAACGGUCACAGCUCCUGGUUCAACUGUGAUUUCAACACUGCCCGGCGAGGUCACGACACUUCCAGGUGUUACCAUCACACUCCCAGGUGUUGUCACAACGAUCACAGCUCCUGGGUCGACUGUGAUUUCGACACUUCCAGGUGAGGUGACGACGCUCCCGGGUAUUACUACAAUAAUCACAAUUCCUGGUUCAACUGUGCUGUCAACGAUUCCGGGUGAGGUGACGACUCUUCCAGGUGCUAUUACAACAAUUACAGCUCCCGGUUCAACUGUGGUAUCAACACUUCCAGGCCAGGUGACUACUCUCUCAGGUGUUAUUACAAUAAUCACAGUUCCUGGUUCAACUGUGCUUUCAACGAUUCCGGGUCAGGUGACUACCCUUCCGGGUCUAGUAACUACCAUUACUGCUCUUGGGCCAACGGUUACGCUUCCCUCUGCGUUGGAUACAGUCACUAUCCCAGGCCCUACAGUUACCGUCCCAGGUACUACAGUCAUUGGACCUGGUGUCACCGUGACCGUCAACGGCCUGGUUGUAUGCCCUAAGCCUACGAAUACACCAGGCGUCGUGGUCAUCCCACAAGACACUGGCCCUACUGCCCUCUGGGGUUGUUCACCUGGUUAUGUUUGCCAUUUACCAAAGCCAGCAGGCUGCACACUCUUCGCUGAUCCGCCGGAUUACGAUUUUCUCUGCGAUGCAAAGUACUGCAUUCCAAGCCCUCCAUUCCCAACAGUGGUCUGGCCGAAGGGGGAAACUUCCUACUAUCCAGUCACUGAAGGAUACUUUAACUUGAACCCAAAAGCCUUCGGUCUGGACUUCACAAUAUUUGUCAUAAACGUUCAAAUAAUCACAGUGACUGGAAAAUACGGGGAAGAAACAGUCAAGACUAUCACAACAGGAGACUAUUCAUCCAAAGCCAGUCUUACUCACUUCGGCUCAACCGACAUCCCUUCCUCAACCCUCACAAUUACCCCGAUUCCAAAGCCAACGCCAAGCCCGGAAAUUUACGUCUACGCAACCUCUUCCGCACUUGCACACCGGAACAAAGCCCGUGGCAGCCUCCACCUCCUCAAACGCGACGACACCAUCGUCCCGGCCGUCUGCUACGCAACUUGCAAUAAUUGCUAUCUUGAAGCGCAGAGCGUGGGCCUCUCACCUGAACUCUGCGCGGGCGAUUCUGCAUUCCAGUCUUCCUACCAAGGCUGCCAAUCCUGCGUCACAGAAAACGGUGACAUCCAAAAGGUUUCCCUCCAAGUCUACGUCCAACCCAAGUUUGCCAUAUUCGUCGACUUCUGCGAUGCACAGGCACCUAUUCCGGUUCUUGAACCAUCGACUUCAACCUCUAUUGCGACAAUCAUUCCAGUUGCGGCCACACAGAGCGUUGUUGGAGCCUCGGAGACCGCACCGCCUACAAGCAGUGUGGAAAUCACGAGUCAAGUCCCAGCUGUUGCCAGUUCCAGCCCUGUACCUAUCUCAAGUUCGGAUACUCCUGCACCAAUUCCGGGUACGACAUCUACCACUCCUGAGUCAAUUCCAAGCGCGACGUCGAGCAGUCCGCCAACAAACACUUCGGGGCUGGUGCAGAUUACUGGAAAUAUGGCAGUCAGCUCCAGAAAGUCCUCGCUCGGUCUUAUGCUUUCCGCCUUGAUCUUCUCGAUACUGGCUCUGUUCCUCUGAGGCUGAUUCUUCGAGUUAUCAUUUCUGUUCAGUCUGCUCUUCUGUCAUACGAUAUUGAUCUUCAGAAUAUAAUCGAUCCCCUUUCUUUCCCAGAAAUCAGCAUUUACAUAUAACGUACCAUAAAUUACGACCACAUACCCAUCAAAUCAUGAUAUACACGAUCCUUAAUUAGCACAUACUUCGCUCAAACAGACACUCGCAACAAUGGCAAUACUAUUGAAACCAACACUUUUACGAUCCUUCUGACACCAGCAUAACAGCAUAUACAUGGACGGCAUUUACCACAAAAAUACCCACUGUCCCUUACCGCACAAUUUUGGAGUUUCGGGGUUUCAGUUUUGAAGGAAUACCUAAUGGGACUUUGGUACGGGAACAUUGAAGGAAAUGAUACCCACACACUCUCUUCUGAAACGUAUGGAUCUGAUUAUAUGACGUUUCAUGGAUGGAAGGGAUUGGGAAAAUAAUAAUGGGUCUUUGUUCAGGUCGUGAAGCGGCCGUAGGACCACUUUGAAACAGUCGCAAUUAUCUCUCUGGCAAAGAGAGAGGACAGAGAAGGAUGAGAAGGGCGGAAGGGCGUGUGAGCGAGGGAGGGAAAGACCGAAGGUAGCGCAAGGCAAGGAAGCAAACAAUGAGAUAACGAACGAUAUUCACUUCUGAUGUCCUUCAUUUAAGUUUAAUGGAGCCAGACAAAUCUGAAGAGGAGAAGCAGCAAGCCAUGUCAUAACAGAAUUCUGGAUAUUUGAAGAAAAUGAGAAAAAUCUUGAUCAAUCCCUCUCCGGAUGCCUUGAAAGUGACAGAGUGCCCGAGAGUAGGGCCGGGCUUCAGCAGGAAGACGUCUUAGUUACAAGCUUAUGUCAGGAAUUUGAGGCUUGUCAUCAAAAUGACGCCCCGCGAAAUCAGAGCGAUGAGUUAUUAGGGCUUUGAAGUCCGGUAACUCCUCUCUUUGGGAGGAUUUUCCUGUUUCAGCCAAACACAUUCCUCCUGGCGUUCCCACCUGCUCUGAGGGAAACUCGCCUCGACUCAGUUCUCUUCUGUCUCUUCCAGGCACUUCCAGCCUUUGAUCCUACGUCGACCACGACAUCACGAAUCCUGCUCGACACAUUUUCCGAGAACACCUUUGGAGUAUAGCUCACAAGCACUACUUUCAUCACAGUCUUGCUCCCUCGAGCCGCCAACCGAGAAAAUAGGUAUAAGAAUGCUUCUGGCAAAGUUUUGCUUCCAGCAGAUAUACUACUGAGAAGUUCAACAUCGAUGACGAUAUAGAUUUUGUUCAUGCCCGCUACGACAGACGCCAGAAGAUCAAACCAUUGGUCUUCAUCCAUCGCAGUCUGGAACCUAGCACAUGUGAUAGCCAUGGGUGCUUCAGCAUGAAGCACCUUGUUGAUCCUUAGUAUCUGCCAUGUGAGGUGCUUCAGGAGAUCCAUCGUAGAAUACACCAGCGAGUACUCGUUCUCGCUUGGUGUUGGGAGUGCCCAUACUACGGGAACUGCAGCAGUUCGAAGAUAUUCGACGAUAUUGACGCAAAAGUCCUUGACUUCGAAGCGCAGCCGGUAGGACCCUUUCACAGCUACAAGCGACGAGGCGGUAUUUCUUUCCCAAUUCUCGAGCUUAGGAUCCAUCGAAAAUCCUUUGCUAGGCGAACCAUGCUUCAGGCUGCGUUUGUUACGAAAGACCCUGUUCUUUUCAAGCGUUACUAGUGGUUCGGGGAAAUUUGUUUGAGCGGAAAUGCUAAGAAUGUUUGAUAACUGCACGUCAAACAAGCGCUGGUUCGUGUUCAAGGCUGCAGCUGCGUUCACAGCAUCAUAUGCUGGGGAAAUUAUCAGCAACCGACGUACGCGAGAUGCUAAUAUUACUCACAGAUCAUCAUCCGCUUCAUCUCAAGAAUAAUUCCUUCGACUCUAGUCUGGCCGCCGCUUAGCGUCUUGACUACGGAAUGCAUGUCUCGUUGUUCGGCUUGGGAACACGCCCAAGCCAAUUUGUCAACAUCAAUAGAGCACUGUUGAAUAUCUUCCAUCAAAUCCUUACAGCGUAUUUCAGCCGGCCUAGUAAGAGAAUGUAUCAUGUGCGAAAGAGUUCCUUCCAUGCACCAGUCUCGAGCACGGACGAAGAAUCUUAUGAUAUUGGCGUAAAGCUCCGCGACGGUCUCUUUCAUGCGUUUCGUUGGAUACAGAACUGCAACUAGUUCCACGCGGGGCAGGGUAUUGGCAAUUUGGGUGAGUGUUUUAGUGUACGCUGCAAGCAGCUGUUCGUGGUUUAUUAUGGCCUAUUUCGAGUGAUACU